Messenger RNA from Daphnia magna, 700 nucleotides. RefSeq names its product predicted GPI-anchored protein 58. The record is from RefSeq and is a predicted model, not a curated record. The transcript has 3 exons. Lineage: Eukaryota; Metazoa; Arthropoda; Branchiopoda; Diplostraca; Daphniidae. The coding region runs from base 71 to 586 and encodes 171 amino acids.
UUCACAAGCUACUCUCAGGAGUUACUACUACUCACCCACACUUCUCUCCCAUCUACUUCCUCCGAAGAAAAUGAACACCUUUAAACUGGUUCUUGCCGUAUGCUCCGUCGUGGCUGUUACGACAUGCUCUGGCCAAUAUCUGCAGUCAGGCAGACCAAGCUGGGAAAUGCAAACUACACCCAAACCCUGGGUUCCAGUUAAGUCUGAGACGGAAACCAAAUAUCAGACAAUUCCGGUUCCAGCCAACACCAACAUACCUGCCAGCGCUUUCCCCAAAGUAACUCAACAGAUCUGCACUUGCACGGCCGUGUCUGAAGCUACCGCUGCUGGCAUGAUCGAAAAAUACCAGCAGCCAUCGUCCGGUGCAGCCACCACCCAGCAGGCCGCUCCCGCUAAGCAAGAAUCAGCUCCUGCCCAGCAAUCAGCUUAUUCUCCAGCUGCUCCUAGCCAACAAGAGACUUUGUCCACACAAGCUCCUGCUCACAAUGGGUAUUAUACUACCACGGCCGCUCCAGUUGAUUUGGCUCCUCCUGCCCAGUAUGCCCGUCCGGCUUAUGCCUCCCCGGCAAAGCUCACCCGCUAUUAAAAGAAAAUAGAUGAUCAGACCGUGCGUUCAAUAAAAUUCGACUGUGUUUGAGAAUUAAAAAUGCAGAUGGAAUCUUGAAAAAAUGAAUAAACAGUUCUUUCAUGCACUGUAAAA